Messenger RNA from Vollenhovia emeryi, 2729 nucleotides. RefSeq lists its product as uncharacterized. NCBI's taxonomy places the organism in Eukaryota, Metazoa, Arthropoda, Insecta, Hymenoptera, Formicidae. The transcript has 2 exons. The record is from RefSeq and is a predicted model, not a curated record. Bases 1539 to 1898 code for a protein of 119 amino acids.
AGUAGAAUAAGAUAGCACAAUAAAUAAUAGGGGGUUCCAUUAUAAAAAUUUAAGGUCACCUUUACAUGACCUUCAAAUGAUUAUCCAAGGUCGAACCAAUUGCACCACCUUAUGCCUCCCUCAGGACCAUACAACUUUUAUCUGAAACAUUUUUCUCGAUCUGGCUUACUUGACGAAAUACUUCCGAUUGUCGAUUUAAACGGACCACCCUGUAUAUACAUAUAUAUACAUAAUAUAAUUACAUAUAUUUAGUAUGAAAUACAUGUUACAGGAACGAGAUAAAAAUAUUAUUCCUGCACACGAUACUAGUUCAGAUGAAGAAAAUUCCAAUAAAGAAAAUAGUUCAUUUCUGGAAGAACAAGCCACUUCAUCGUCGUCAUCGUCGAUAUUUAGAAAGUUGCAACGACCAUCUGUUAAGAAUAUUUUAAAGGGCACAUCACAAGGACGCGCAAUUUUGAAGUCGUACGAGAAAAAAAAAUUAUUAAGCAGAAUAUGCCGAAGUAAUAUUGUGGAUUUAAUUUUGUCAGAAGUUUUAAAUAAUAUUCACGGGUAAAUUUGUUAUAUAAAUUAUAAAAUAAUAAAUGUUUUACAAGGAAUAAUAUAUUUAUAUUAUUGUGUAAUUAUUUUGUAUAGGCCACUGAGAAAUGAAGAUUUUGAAGCAUUAUCCAAGGAAAUUGAAGAAUUAUUUCCAACAGAAACACGCCACGCCUAUUAUGUUCCGCCUAUACCGAAGAAACGUUCGAGAAAUAAUAAAUCUAUAACAUCACGUGGUAAACUGGUUGAUAAAUAUAGAAAUAAAAUACGAAAUUAUAAAAAACUAACAGGAUGUAGCUUGACAGACACCAGUUCUACAUCUCCUUCAACAUCUGCUUAUAAUAGCGAGUGUGAAGGUAAUUACAUAAUAAAUAGAUGGAUAGAAUAAUCGAUUAUAUAGAUACAAUGCUUUUUUAUGUUUGUUUAUGUUCAAAAUAAUUUACUGUUUUAUUUAUUACUAUUUCUUGUUUUUACAGAUGAUUCUGUAAUUCGCGAAAGUAUUUUGUGGCUUCAAAGUAAUCAGUCACCAUGGCAAUUAGUUGAAAAUCACUGGAAAGUAACUGUGGCAUACAGACGAAAUAAAAUACUAAAAUCUUCAAAUACAACUAUUGAAGAAAUUUUUACUCAGUGGCCUAUUUUGAAACAUCCUACAGCAUAUACAUUGAUUGAAGAAGAUUUUACAUAUCUCAAGUUAACAUCAGAGGAUUGUAUAAAGAAUUGGUUUAGCUUUUUUUCUAAAAUUCAGGAAAUCUGUUCUCGGGAAGGUGUUAAAGAAGAAAAAAUUGCGAGCGACUUACAUUUUCUACUCGAUGCAGAUGAUUUGACAGAUGGUAAGUUAAAAAAAUGUAUAAUAUAUAUUCACACGAAAUUAUUUACUUUAUAUAUUUUCAGACGCUAAAGUUGUAAUACAAGUUUUGUUAUUAUCUCAUCUCAUUCCUCCAAAAGGGAGAAUUCGCAUUAAAAAUGAACAUUUUAAAUCAUCUAUAAGUGAAUGUAAAAAUAGCAUGAUAGUACAUGCAAAGAUACCUGGCGAUAUUAAUCGUAUUCAGGAAGAAAAAAUAAAACGAGCACAACAUUUAGGAUUAACUGUACAACCAUAUGUAAUAGUUGUUGAUCUUACUUUUGCAGAAGUAAAUGGAUUCUAUGUUUGCAUAGAUAACGUAUUAUAUGAAGUUUCAACGGCAUUAAAAGCAGUUGAUUUAUGUUUUAAAAUAUUUCAUGUAUUUGAUGUCAAUUAUUCGCCAGAAAGUGAGCAUAUUUGGUAUGUACUGCAGCUUUGUCUUUACAAGUUUUCCACAAAAUAUGAAAAACAAAUUUCAUAUGUGAUGCCAAUUAUUAAUACUUUCAACUCUAUGACGAAUUAAUCACUUUUAUUUUAACUACAUAGAUUACUAAACAUUAAAGAUUAUUAUAUAACUAUCUGCCAUAAUAUGUAUAUCUGUUCGUUUUGCGAUAAUAAUUUUUUAACAGUCACAUGUCUCACAGCACAUUUAAAAAUGGUGCACAACGCCUCACAUUCUACUUUUAUAUGUAAACAAGACAAUUGUAUGCGUAACUUCAUAAAUUUAUAUUCAUUUAAACGCCAUUUAAUACUAAAACAUCCCAGUCAAAAUAAUACAAAUGUUUCUGUUAUAUCUGAACUGCCUUCACUGAAUAAUGAUUUGUCAGAAAUUUCAAAAACUGAUGACUUGUUUAAAAAGUACACUAAUGGUGAAGAUUUAUUGAGCACAGAGGUUUGCAAACAAAUAAUGAACAAUCCGUCAAUAACAUUACAAAAAUUUGAUGAUAUAGUAACAAGAAACGCUGCUUUAUUUGUUUUAAAAUUGUACUCUGAUAAUUCUUUAUCACGAUUGCUUGCACAGAAAAUAAUACAAUAUGUAAGCAAUUUUUAUAAAUUAACUAUUGAAAUUAUUAAACAUAAAUAUGAAAGUACAGAGAGUGAGCGAAAUGUAUCAUUUAGUAUAAAAGAUAUGUGCACAAUUUUACAAAAUGCAUUUACUGAGUUCAAAACUGAACAUAUGACAUUACAAUACUUUGUACAACGCGGUUAUCUAAUUAUGCCACAGUCUAUAGAUAUUGCCACUGCAUUACAUCCAAAACGUAUAAAAACACACAUAGGCAUGCAUGUAACAAAUAAAUCAUUACAACUUAUUCCUUUGAGACUUGUAUUAACGAGAUUCUUACAGUUACCAAAU